Messenger RNA from Coccomyxa subellipsoidea C-169, 1290 nucleotides. RefSeq names its product kinase-like protein. The transcript is spliced from 8 exons. The record is from RefSeq and is a predicted model, not a curated record. Gene Ontology annotation, biological process: protein phosphorylation. Gene Ontology annotation, molecular function: ATP binding; protein kinase activity. Lineage: Eukaryota; Viridiplantae; Chlorophyta; Trebouxiophyceae; Coccomyxaceae. Bases 1 to 1290 code for a protein of 429 amino acids.
AUGUUUGGCAUAGUUUACAAAGGGGAGUACCAGGGCGGCAUUGUGGCAGUGAAAAUUGCAGAGGUGACUGUACCUAAAGUCCAUGCGAAGACCCAUCUGACCGAAGUCAAGGUUGCCUCGUCGCUGACACAUCCCAAUGUGGUCAAUCUGUACAAGGCAGUUGUGGAAAGGGUGAAGCCGGCGAGGACGGGCCUGCACAGGAAGAUAUCAUCCCUGAGCUCCAAGGGCUCCUCUGACUGGGGCGAGGUGUUUGCAAGCUCGCCAGAGCUCCCCAAGGGCGAGGGUGGCAUGUCCCCUGGAGGGCUGUCCAACAUGAGCUCUAGCACUGAGGCUGCCUGGUCCUACAAUCGCAUCUCAUCCCCUGCCAGCGUGGGAGUGGGCGGCUCAGAUAUGGAGGGCAUGGCAUCACCGCCGGGGUCGCCCUUGCAAGACAAUGAUGGGAUCCCCCCGCCGCCAAAAUCGGUGUUCCAGGGGACGCCACCGAGGGCCCCCCAGCGCCAGAGCAGCGCUGACUCAUCCACCACGCAGAUGCUGACAUCCUUCCUGCACCUGCGACUGCCGAGGAGGCGCAGCCCUGCAGAGGUCAGUCCAGGCUCUGACAGGAGGGAGGCCGAGGGGAGCAGUGGCCAGAGCCUGGGCUCAGCGCGCUCCAGCAGCAUGGUCACCUUCCGCUGCAUCUUUGUCAUGGAGUUCUGCGAUGCAGGAACGCUGUGGAUGGCAGUCAGGCAGGGGGCGUACCAUCGGGCGGACGGCCAGCCGCGGCUGCAUGCAAUCCUGUGCACUGCAAUAGAAGUGGCGGAGGGCGUCGCGCACAUGCACGCGCACCGCAUCGUGCACCGCGACCUGACCACACGCAACGUCCUGCUCAAGCACGAGCCUGCCAUCCAGCGCACCCGCGCCAAGGUGUCUGACUUUGGGCUGAGCAUGCUGUUCAAGCCGGGGCAGGAGCAGGCGGUGGCGAUGCAGCACGGCACGCUCGCAUUCAUGCCCCCAGAAUUGCUCACCAGCGACAUCCUCUCCUACGCGACCGACGUCUACUCCUUCGGCAUGCUGCUCUGGGAGAUGAUCGCCUCCGAGACGCCCUAUGCUGGCCUGUCGGAGCAGCAGAUCAUCCACCGGAAGCUGCAUGAAGCCGUGGACAUGCCAUCGCCCGGCAGCUGUCCCGCUGUGCUGGCGGAGCUGAUGCAGGCGUGCCUGAGCAGGCAACCCUCCCAGCGGCCUAACAUGGCAACCGUCACCUCCCGCCUGCAUGCGCUGCUCGCCAUGUUCUGGUCUGACGACGACAACUGA